GGCUGAAAUCCUUCCAUUGAUAUUCAGCCCAGUGUCCUAUAUGUGAGAAGAGCAGAAACACACACACACACACACACACACACACACACACACAGCGCAGUGUGCAACCCUGAGCAUGAUGUGAGACUGAGACAAAGACAAGAGCAGGAUAGCCACCUUGAUUUUGGACUAACAACAAAGGAAGCAAUAAAACUGGAUUCAGAAUGGGAACUGUCCCUAACCCCAAAAGGACUGUCACUGUUCAAAUGGUACCUCGACUCUCUGGUACGGAUACUUUGGGCAACAAGGACGCAAACACAAUUUGCCUCCAAGACUCAGGUUUAAACCUGACAAAGGAUUGUGCUUCUACCCAAAAAACAAAACCAGAUCAGGAUAAUAUGCAACACAAGUCUGCAAGUAAAGGGAAACUAUUGGAAGGGGCAUCCAACUCUCCUUCUUCUAAUAGUGAGGAUCACAGAAAACCUGAUGCACAGGAACCUCAUGCAAACACCAAGAUGGAAAACAGCAAUGUAAAUUCAAAGUUGUUACCAACAAUUUCUGCCAAAAGCAAGGAUAUUUCUUCAAGUAGCCCAUCAUGUGUAGAAACACUGCCUAAAGAUGAUAAGGGGAGAAAUGGCAGUCUUGCUAAACAAGGAAUUGAGGAAGAGCAGAGUGCGGAGAAACUACAGAAUAGGCCAUCGUCAUCUGAGGAACCCACAGCACAAAGUCAAAAGCUAUGUCACACAUGUGAUCCUAAGCUCACAGACUUACCUGCCAGCAACAGGAACUCAAACAAGGACAAUUCCCAUUUAUAUGAACUUAAAGAAUCGAGCUGCACCAUUAGUUCAGAUCUAGCUCUGAUCACCAGCAUGGAUGAGACUAAUCAACCACAUCCUGAUUCAGUUAGGAAAUUGCAAGGAGGGACUUGCCCACAAGGCCUUACAACAGAGGUUUUCAAAUCAGUUCCUAAACCAGCAGAGGCCUCUCAGCCAGCAAACAGCAUCGAGAAAGCUGAGGCAGAUCUUGCUAUAUUACAAGCAAACAAAAAACAGUCCACACCUCUUAAAGAAAAAGAGUCCUGCCCCAAAUCUGAAUAUGAUGCAAAUGAUGCCAAAUCCCAUACUGUCACAAUAAACAGCACUUCCCCACACUCCGGGGACAUCUCCUCAUGUCACUCCUUUCAUGCUGAAGUGACAGAUGAGGCAAUUCAAACACAAGGACCUGUUUCAGAGGAAAAUAAGAUGAAACACUGUAAGCUGUACCGUGAGGCCUCCACCAUGACAUCAGCAGCAGACUGUGGCACCUCACCCUGCAAACGGCACCAAGAUGUAGAGGUGCAGGCUGUGGCUUUAGUCUGCACUCGAGCUGUUGAAACAAGUCCCAGCCUUUUUCCAUACCAUCCCAAACGGGUGUCUAUAUGUCUUCAAAUGGAAGAAAUGGAGAGCCUUGCAAUGGUAUAUCAUAAGGACAGUACAGAGGCACCGAUUAUAAUGGAAACGUCUGGCAGUUCAUGUGGCCCAUCUAUCACAACCUUGUCAGAGGUACUUCCCCAAUCUGGAGGUAUUUUGGUGCACACAGAUGGUGUUUUACAACACGAGACCAGGCUUGGAGCCAAGCCCAAGGAGCCUGGGCCACCAAUUUACAAUGCCCCAAAAGGAUGUUCACCUCUUCAACCAGUUUAUCAGAUCAAUAUCGAGACAUGCAAUCAAAAUAAGCUAUCGAAUGAAGCUAGUUGUCAAAGUCAGAGCUACAAAGUCUCCCCUGUCCCUUCUGUUUCAAAUUCUGUGAAACAGGACUCCAAGGGGAAGGGCUUUGGUGAGAUAUCGACCACAACAACUGAUCAGGCCUGUCAAGCUCUGUCUGUAACAAGUCCUCAGUCAGAACAACCUGCCAGGCCUCCUGUUGCUAAAGCCCCUAUUUCACAGUCAAAGCCCUCUCCACAUGUGGUCGGUCUUUGCUCAGUGGCUAAUGAUUCCAAAACAGAGGCUUCUGCCCCACCGUCAAGCUCCACUUCAGAUUACAAAUUAAAGAUGGAGCAGCUGGUUAACAAAUCCAUAGCCAAGUCUGCAAAGAAAGGUUCCAAGUUGGGGCCAGAGAGGGAUAAGAAGGAGGAUGAGAAGGCAGCCAAGCCGACCAAGAAGAGUGUUCAUGACGUGGUGUGGGAUGAGCAGGGCAUGACGUGGGAGGUGUACGGUGCCUCGCUGGAUCCAGAGUCGCUUGGUUUCGCUAUCCAGAGUCACCUCCAGUGCAAAAUCAAAGAGCACGAGAAGAAGAUCAUGUCUCAGACGACACUCAGGAAAUCCGUUUCAGGUCCAGCGUCUGACUCGCCAUCGGGCAGAAAGAGCAAGCGAAGGCAGGCUAACGCCUUCAGGUCCAUGUUCCAAAAUGUCCGACGGCCCAACUGUUGUGUACGUCCACCCCCCUCGGCAGUGCUGGAGUGAGAACUGCUGAGUAAUCAUGGUCCGAUGAUUGCCUGGUACAGAAUCUUCCUCGAGGUUGUUCUAGUGCAAAGCAUGACAGGACUAUUCCCCGGUUCAUCAUGCAGAACGUGCGGCAUUUAAAAAAAAAAUGGUGAGUGUGUAAGUGAAGGCAGUAAACAGUAUUAUUAAAGGAAGUAUUUUUUAGAAAUUAAAAAAAUAUGCAGAGAGUAAAGUUCUAACAGUAUUUAGAGUGAAAUGGCAAUAAUGAUAACUUAUAAAAUAAUGAGGAUAAUGGAACAUAUUCAGUUAUAUGCAUGUAUAUUGGUUCAGUUGGCUGUCUAUUAACUUCCCAUUGUGGGAUUUGCAGUUAUACAUUGCACUGAAUAUCAGAUGUAAGCUUACUACUGUUACUUUUUACAAAACCUUGUGCAGUGGAAUUUAAAAUCUUAUUGUAUUCUGAGUUUGGUAAAUAAUUGUUUUGCAUUUUUGAGGGUGUUUGCCCCUAUUAUUUAUGAUAUUCAUAUUCAUGAGUUUGUUCAAACCAUAAGCUUUGCAAAUCGAAAUAGGUUGUUAAUUAGAAAUGAUAACGUGCAAGAACAACAGCAACAAAAAAAUCCUAAAUCCGGUGUGCUUGUUGUCAUAUGUAUAGUAAAGUGCCAGUGUACCCUGAUUUUAUAUUAAAAUCAUCAAGAGAAUACCAUUCA
This is a messenger RNA of Ictalurus punctatus (channel catfish), 3103 nucleotides long. It is a transcript of the gene gprin3b, whose product is annotated as GPRIN family member 3b. Gene Ontology annotation, cellular component: plasma membrane. NCBI's taxonomy places the organism in Eukaryota, Metazoa, Chordata, Actinopteri, Siluriformes, Ictaluridae. Bases 204 to 2420 code for a protein of 738 amino acids. The record is from RefSeq and is a predicted model, not a curated record. Gene Ontology annotation, biological process: neuron projection development. The transcript is spliced from 2 exons.